AUGGAUAUUGAUCCACCGUUCGAUGCGACUGCCUUAGGUCUGAAAGAGAUUGGGAACUUGGCCAGUUGGACAGUGAGCAGUUGCAAGCCGGGCUGUGGGGUCGAAGCAUUGAGGGACGAGGAUACAAGUUUGUUUUGGCAAUCAGAUGGUCCCCAACCCCAUCACUUAAACAUCCAUUUCUCACGGCUGGUCUGCAUCCGCGCAAUACGCAUAUACCUCGACUUUGACUCUGACGAAUCCUAUACACCUACUCGAAUUAUCCUUUGCGCAGGAACGGGCUACCAUGAUCUCAUUGCCUUCUCAACACUAGAAUUCACACAACCAAAAGGCUGGAUAGAUGUGGCCUUAGAUCAUGUUGGCGGAGGAGAAGAUGGGAAGACACUAAGAGCGUUCUUAGUCCAGUUAAGGGUCAUGGAGAAUCAUCAGAAUGGAAAGGAUACACAUAUUCGGGGCUUGAAGAUCUACGCCAGGGAUGAGAGAGCAGGAACUGGUGGGUUGGCCGUGCUGGGUGAUGCUGAGGAAAGAAAAGCAAUCGUGGCGAAGACGCAGGGUAAAAUGAUGGAGAGAGGCUUUCUCACCGAGCCGGAUUGGAUGGGCGAUCCGGAACUCAGAUGA
This is a messenger RNA of Amorphotheca resinae ATCC 22711, 615 nucleotides long. RefSeq lists its product as hypothetical. NCBI's taxonomy places the organism in Eukaryota, Fungi, Ascomycota, Leotiomycetes, Helotiales, Amorphothecaceae. The record is from RefSeq and is a predicted model, not a curated record. The coding region runs from base 1 to 615 and encodes 204 amino acids. The transcript is spliced from 2 exons. Gene Ontology annotation, cellular component: anaphase-promoting complex. Gene Ontology annotation, biological process: protein K11-linked ubiquitination; anaphase-promoting complex-dependent catabolic process.